Messenger RNA from Acanthosepion pharaonis, 810 nucleotides. The record is from the annotation of a GenBank genome assembly. Lineage: Eukaryota; Metazoa; Mollusca; Cephalopoda; Sepiida; Sepiidae.
AUGGAGAAUAUCCCACAAUACCUUGAUGAUCCAAACUCUCCUUUACGUUAUACAGCUCAAGAUGGAUUAAAUAUCCGUACAAAGAGCCAACAGAAAGGGAGAAGUCCAACAGUUUUGUUGCUUGAAGACUGGAGUACACAAAACCCUCAAAUCCAUCAUUUAAUUGAAGCACUGAAAAAAUCAGAAUUAUAUGCAGCAGCUGAUUAUCUGUCUGUCAGUGUUCUUAAAGGUACGGAACCACCUGCUGAAAACAAAAGUUUCAGCUCAUGUGAUGGCUGUCAGAAGCAUACAUGCGGAAAGCCAGCGGAACACAAUGAAUCAUCUUCUAGUACCAAAUGGAGAACGGGUAAUGAGCACACACAAAUGAAACCAUGUCUCUCAUUAACAGAGUCAAUUAAUAGCAGGGAAGAUGUAAAAAGUCUCCCCCUUGUUGGCAGUGCUCCUCCCCCCACACCAGUAAAUGAUCAAAAAUGCAAAGCCACAGAAAACGAUGAAAUGGAUGAAGUGAAAAAAACAUUCAAAAUGAUAGCUAUAGAAAGCGGCCAUUGUCCCAGAAUUGCGUACAAUAUUUUAAGUGAAAUGACUGAUAAUUUUAAUGAUAAAGACGUUUUUUAUGGUGGACGAUUACUGGGAAGUGGAGGCUUUGGCUCUGUUUAUCUCGGUGUAAAAUCAGGUCUCAAGGUAGCUGUAAAACGACUCUUUGAUACAACAGAUGAACAGACAAAACUUUUUGAGAAGAUCGUUUUUUUAAUUUCCAAGUAUUUAUAUCAUUUAAUUUACCAGGUUCAAAAAAAAAAGGAAAAUGACUGA